GUUUUAUUGGUAUUUAACCCAUCCCACUUCCGGCUGUAUUUGCAGCCGCCGCUCGUAAAUAAUUUUCUAGUUACGUCAUCUUUGUCUAGCAGCAUAUCAUUCUCAACCGGCUAGUAAACACAUCGCCAAUGGCGAUGGAAGGCACAGCCAACAAACCCAAGGGCCCUGAACCCCCAAGUCUGCCAACUUCGAACCAAGAUGGGCAGGACAGCGGUGCAAACAAUCCUGGCGUUUCUGGUUCCUCUGUGGGCGAGAGCGCCCACGCCGAGGAACAGAGUAAUGCCACCUUCAGUCAUGAGGUUCAAGCCUUAAAGAUGAAAAUCUUUGCACUUGAGCAACAUCUCAACCGCAAAUCUAUCACUAAAAAGUCCGACGAAAAAUCCACUUUCCAAGAUGCAUCACAAGCUCAAGCUAGGGCCGAUACUGAAAAGGAUGAGUUUGAUCACGAAAUCGAUUUCUGCGCCCGUAGGGACAGGAUUCGCAAGAACUUCGAGUGGGAUCUGGAUCGUUUGUUUCUGGCAGAGGAAGUUGACAAGCGCAAACGGAAGAAAGCGAACGACAAACGCGACACUAAAGUCAUGGAUAAGAUGGACUCGGCCAAGCCUGAACCCAACCGCAUGGACUGGUUGUCGUUCCAGCGUCUGUAUGAUGCGCCAGAGAAGGAAUGCUGUGUUAUUGAUAUUCUUAUCGGAGAGCCCUCCGACGACAGCUUCGGGAGCUCACGGGGUUGGUAUGGCUACGCUGAUUCGGAUAUGUCUCAAGCACACAAUGAACUUGCCUCUCUCGCACCUGGACAAGGACCACUUCCCGAGAGAAUCCGAGUUCACUCUCUUGUCCUACGAAAGAUUCUGGCCGAUAUUCUCAGGUCGGUUGCUGGGGAUCGCAUUAACGCCUUAGCAAAUCCUGAUGUUCCCGCCAUCUUGUUCAUUAGGCCUUUCAAGGCACUCUUCUAUGCGGAAAAGGCGUUAAGGGCUUGGUAUGCUGCACUGGAAAAAAAUACUGUUGAAGAAAAGAAAGACAAGGAAAUGGAUCAAGGCCAAGGCGGUGCCGAAAGAAACAGGAAAGAGGAAAAGGAUAAGGACAGCGAUGAAAAAGACACAACCAAGUCCAGAACGGCCAUGGUGAUUGGCCGUGAUGGAAAACAGGCCUAUCGUGUUGUCAAACUAGGAAGCGCUCCGCAUCGCGUCGUUCCUGCCUGGCAGAGACGGAUUUCAGACAAAAGGCAGCGUCCGAUUGUCCCCUUCAGCAUCACUUGUGUCUACAUUGACUUUGACGGGAAAAGCCUCGGCCCAGUGUGGAAGACCUUUGAAUUCCAACGUUUUGAAGGCGAGAGAGACAUCAUUUCAUUUCCAGUAUACCCGCUUCAUUUUCACGCUCCAAGAAGGCUAGGCUCUACCGAGGAAGUAAAGAAGGAGCUUGAGUCCCUUUCUGUGGCGGAAACACACCGAAAUACACUUGUUUCUCGGGGGAUAAAGUUCCUCGAGGCUGCCGGGGUGAAACAUGCAUAUUACGCCGGGCCCACGCAGGGAAUUCGCGAUGAAGUUGAAAGCGAAGUUGUUGUCGAUUUUGAAACUGCAUUCUCGGUGGAAGACAAGGAGCAGCAAAAGUGGAAACCAGCCUUGGACGUGAUGCUGGGCAACCCCCCUCCGGUGGAGUUGGGACCAAAUGAAGAGCAAGAAGGAAUCCAGCCCUGUCGUGCAGCCUGUUGUGCGAACGAAGUCGUCCAUGAUGACACAUAUAUCGACCAGACUCAGAAAGACGAAUACGUGGAGGGACUGUUGCCGAAAACUCACGAUGUGAAUGAGCAGCCUUCGGUUGCUGUCAUUCCACGACUUCUGACGGAAUUGAAAACUGCCAAUGCGACUUAUGGUUAUACAGUCUCCGAUGAUGAGCGAGUGAUUAUGCCAUAUCGUGUGUUUGGGUUCGUUCUUCGUAGCCGGAAAUGGGCCCAGUUAGAUUUGUCUCAUCUAAAUGAGGUAACCGCAUCAUCGGAAUCAGUCAAUAGCAACCAAGACAAGCACCUGAACAACAAGGAGAAUAAACGUGAAACUGCCUUCCACAACCUUGUUCUCGAAGACGGACACAAGCCAAUGAUUGUGUCAUUAAUCGCCCAGCAUUUCAGAGACAAGAGGUCCAAAUCUGGAGAUAAGGAGCAGGUUGAUAUUGUCAAGGGCAAAGGCAAGGGCCUGAUCUUCCUCCUUCACGGCGCCCCUGGAGUGGGAAAAACAUCCACGGCUGAAGGAGUUGCCGAGUUAUUCAAAAAACCCUUGAUCCAAGUCACAUGUGGAGACCUCGGAACUACAGCAAGAGAAGUUGAAAAGGCCCUGGAGAUGAACUUUGCGUAUGCAAAUAAAUGGGAUUGCAUUCUUCUUCUGGACGAGGCUGAUGUUUUCCUGGCGGGACGGACUAAAGAGGAAUUCGUCCGAAAUGGGCUCGUAGCGGCCUUCACGUCACGUAUUCAUGUCAGCCUGUACUACCCCGAGCUGGACCUGGGCAAAACCAACCAGGUUUUCAAAAUCAAUCUGGAAAUGAUCAGACAGCGUUUCAAAGAAAAAGGCAGAACCAUUGUCAUCGAUGAAAUUGAAAACUUUGCCUCCAGCCACUUCGUCAACUAUCCAUUCGCACGUUGGAACGGGCGUCAAAUCCGUAACGCAUGCCAAACAGCUUUGGCGCUGUCGGAGUUCGAAGCCCAGGGAAGCAAUCAUAAGGUCAUUGAAGCCCCCAAUUCCCUUGUACAUCUCAAAAUAUCACACUUCGAAACGGUCCAGAAGGCCUAUCUCGAAUUUACAAAAUACAUGGACGACCUCUACGGCACAAACACAGCACGCCGCGCCAAGGAGGGAAAGACGCGAGCCUACAGGGUUGACACAGACCAGAGCAACAAAAUCUACGAAAAGAAAAGCAUGGGCGGUUCCCUGAUUGAAAAGAGAGCAGCGGACUUCCUUGUUGCAAGUCAGGAGCAACGUCACGCUCAAAACUUCCCAGCCUACACGGCCCAGCAACAGCAACUACCGCAAAAAGGACCAAACUCGAUGUCAGCACCUCAACAGCAGCAUCACCAGCAGAUUCAAAUGCAGCAAAUCCCUAUGAAACACGCCUGGAAUAGCCCCGGGGCCAAUUUUCGGACCGAUAACCAGGGUCAAGAGGAAGUACAGACCGGUCUCCUUUCCCAACAAAGACUUCCCACGACGCCACCUCCACAUGACGCCACCUCCACCACAAAAUCAACAGCAGAAAUAGGCACAGAAAGAACAGACUAAUAAUUCUCAAUAUUGGCCUGGACUCAGCCAAGGUGUCCAAUCCAUGUACGCGUCGGGUAGCCCACAAGGGGCGGGACAGAUGCCGACCGGUGGAAAUCCUGCGGGUGGAAAUGGAUAGUCUGUUGUCUCUCGACUUCUGCCUAGCAACUAUUAUUCCUUGAAUUUCAUUUCACGUCACGAGCAUGAGACGCUUUGCUCUUUUUCCGUUAUGAAGACGGUUAGGCAAUACUCAGAGCUUCGAAGUGAUUAGUUGUUUGUCUCUAUAAUAUUCUGAUUUCAUCUUCUGUUAACUGUGCGCUCUGUGACAUAGGCUACAGACUUUGAGUAGGU
Pseudomassariella vexata is the source of this 3590-nucleotide messenger RNA. RefSeq lists its product as uncharacterized. The transcript is spliced from 10 exons. The record is from RefSeq and is a predicted model, not a curated record. Gene Ontology annotation, molecular function: ATP binding; ATP hydrolysis activity. The coding region runs from base 129 to 3260 and encodes 1043 amino acids. Lineage: Eukaryota; Fungi; Ascomycota; Sordariomycetes; Amphisphaeriales; Pseudomassariaceae.